Messenger RNA from Megalops cyprinoides (Indo-Pacific tarpon), 1854 nucleotides. It is a transcript of the gene znf503, whose product is annotated as zinc finger protein 503. Gene Ontology annotation, biological process: negative regulation of DNA-templated transcription. The transcript is spliced from 2 exons. The record is from RefSeq and is a predicted model, not a curated record. Gene Ontology annotation, cellular component: nucleus. Bases 60 to 1745 code for a protein of 561 amino acids. Lineage: Eukaryota; Metazoa; Chordata; Actinopteri; Elopiformes; Megalopidae.
GUCUAGUUGUUGAUGAAUCCGAUGAAAGCAUUCUCACCAACAUCCGUGAGCAUUGGGUCAUGAUCACAUCGCUAACGGUCUCUGCCCAACGAAAUUACAAUACGUAUCAAGCCUGGGAAAAGAGCAGUUCUCGGAACAACAGCGCCGCGAACAUCAAUAAACCCUUUCUCCACUCCGUUCCUCCCUCGGACCCUUUACGGCAAGCUAAUCGUCUUCCCAUCAAGGUUUUGAAAAUGCUUACGGCACGGACCGGGCACAUUUUGCACCCAGAAUACCUGCAGCCCUUGCCGUCUACACCCGUUAGUCCAAUUGAGUUAGAUGCCAAGAAAAGUCCGUUGGCUCUCUUGGCACAAACAUGUUCUCAAAUCGGCAAACCGGAUCCUCCGGCCUCUUCCAAGUUGUCCUCCGUAACCUCAAAUGGAUCUCGCGACAAAGAUUCCAAAGUCGGUUCAUUAAAACUGAGUGACAUCGGAGCUGAAGACAAAUCCAGCUUCAAACCUUAUUCAAAACCGUCAGAGAAGAAGGACUCGUCCUCUGGAGCUUCUACUGAAGAUAAAUCUGGUUUCCGUGUGCCUAGCGCCACCUGCCAGCCGUUUACGCCAAGGACAGGCAGCCCCAAUUCUAGUACCUCGGCAUCUCCAUUGCCAUCGGAGGGCAAACUGGGAGACCGAGAGGAAAAUGAGUCUGAAAGUAAUAAAAACAGUACAACUGAUGGGUCUGGAGCCACUAACAUCAGUCAUAGCAGGAUAAGCGUUAGCGGUGCUGGAAUUAACAUGGAGGUCAACCAACAACAGGAGACCACCUCGGGAUCAAAAGCUGUAACUUCGGACUCGCCCUCUGUGUCCUCGGCUUCGUCAGCGCCAGUGCUCGGGUCAGGACUCGUGGCCCCAAUUUCCCCUUACAAACCUGGUCAGACCGUGUUUCCUCUCUCACCUGCUGGCAUGACGUAUCCUGGGACAUUAGCGGGGGCUUAUGCUGGUUAUCCUCAACAUUUCCUGCCUGCCGGAGGAGGUCUGGUUAAUGCCCAACUUGCAAGUUCACUGGGCUGCAGUAAAUCAGGAACGAGCCCUUUAGCAGGAGCGUCGCCGCCAUCUAUAAUGUCUGCGAGUAUUUGCAGAGACCCAUACUGCCUGAGUUAUCAUUGCGCAAGCCACUUGGCCGGGGCGGCUGGCGCCUCCUGCACGCACGAUUCAGCACCUGCCGCGGCUGCCUCGGCCCUCAAAUCCGGAUAUCCACUCAUGUACCCAACGCACCCGUUACAUGGCGUUCACUCCACGCCGCCAUCUUUAACCGGACACCCUUUGUAUCCUUAUGGCUUCAUGCUGCCGAACGACCCCCUACCACACGUGUGUAACUGGGUGUCGGCCAAUGGACCUUGUGAAAAACGGUUUUCCACGUCCGAAGAACUUCUUAAUCACCUGCGGACGCACACAGCUUUCACUGGAUCCGAAAAAUUGAUAUCAAGUUACCCUAGUUCAUCGUCCUUAGCUAGCGCUGCGGCUGCGGCCAUGGCAUGUCACAUGCACAUGCCACCGGCAGGAGCCCCUGGGAGCCCAGGGACGUUGGGACUUCGGAGCCCGCAUCACGCUUUAGGACUAAGCAGCCGCUACCACCCGUAUUCAAAGAGCGCUUUGCCAACUCCGGGCGCCCCAGUUCCGGUACCUGCAGCGACUGGUCCCUAUUACUCGCCGUAUGCAUUGUACGGGCAAAGACUUACCACAGCGUCAGCGCUUGGAUACCAGUAAAAACAGAAUGACGUUCUCAGAUUUACAAGAGAUAAUAUAAAAGUCUUAUACUUUUAUCUGUCCGCUCAAGGACUUGAUCUAUGGACGUACUGUAUUUAAGUUAGCUUCA